This is a messenger RNA of Megalobrama amblycephala (Wuchang bream), 669 nucleotides long. RefSeq lists its product as uncharacterized. Gene Ontology annotation, cellular component: EKC/KEOPS complex. The transcript is spliced from 2 exons. The coding region runs from base 42 to 344 and encodes 100 amino acids. The record is from RefSeq and is a predicted model, not a curated record. NCBI's taxonomy places the organism in Eukaryota, Metazoa, Chordata, Actinopteri, Cypriniformes, Xenocyprididae.
UUGUGAGAUCUGGCAACCGAGUCACAGUGUGCAUCUUCAAUAUGGCAGCGUGCGAGCUGAAGGGAGAGCUGAAGUACAGAGAUGGACAGACAAACCAGUUCGCUGUACAAGUAGAUGGCGAUCUGAAAUCAAUGAUUACUGGCGUCAAGAAAUUAAAUGCCGAUAUAUCAGUAGUCUUGACGGCUCUUGUUGAACAAGAAAAGGGCUCAACGGGAGACAGCAGAGGGGUUCUGGAUGAUGAAGAGGAUGAGGACAGUGACGAAGAGGAUAGUAUCACAGAAAUGGCCACGAAAAAGUCAAACUCAGAACCUCCAAACAAGCGGAUAAAGACCUUACGGCCAUGAUCUUCAGAACUGUCAUUCUCCUGUUAUUGCAUAAAAAGGUGUUGUUACAUCAGUGCCCUCCUUUUAAAAACAUUUAUGACGGCAAUAUGAGUUUAAGACAGUGUUGUUUUAAAAAAAUGUUGCCUUUUUUUGUUUCCAUUCUUUAAUAUUUUUAGGCUAUUUAAAAAUGUUUUUAUUUUUGAUAACUUCGGUUUCUUAUUAAAGGAAAAACAUAAUAGUGCAAAGGGAAAAUUGUUUCAUCAUUACAUUUUUCCUGUUGUAAAAAGGUUAUCAGUACUUAAGUUUCAUCAGCUAAAAGGUAAUAAUAAACCACUGUGCAAUAAAA